Octodon degus (degu) is the source of this 2999-nucleotide messenger RNA. RefSeq names its product stimulated by retinoic acid 6 (gene Stra6). Gene Ontology annotation, molecular function: retinol transmembrane transporter activity; signaling receptor activity. The transcript has 20 exons. The record is from RefSeq and is a predicted model, not a curated record. Lineage: Eukaryota; Metazoa; Chordata; Mammalia; Rodentia; Octodontidae. Gene Ontology annotation, biological process: vitamin A import into cell. Gene Ontology annotation, cellular component: plasma membrane. Bases 311 to 2422 code for a protein of 703 amino acids.
CAGCAUCCCUGCAGCAUCAGCCAUGCUGGCCUUGGCUUUCAUGUGCCAGACAGUCGCCCUGGCAGGCUCUCAGGGCUUAUCCCAGCAGGAGGCCAUCUGGGACUAUGAGACCAGCUCCACUGUUCCUGCAGCACCGCAGGGGACAGAGAGAAGGUUUAAUCAACUUGAACAAAAACACAAGGAGGAAGGAAGCCCUGUAUCAAGGCUUCACAAGCCAGCUGCGGCCUGUGGACAGGCACCCCAUGCCAGGCCCAGAUGGCAGAUGACCUUCACUGACUGAGUGCAGAAGACCUGAGGACUUCUCCUUCCCAUGGGGGGGGUGGCCAAAAGGUCCAGGUACCCCAGGAGGAGGGAUGAGGAACCCAGACCCGGCAGGAGGAUCAGCAGGAGGCGGGGUGCUGCUUGCCUGCCUGAGAAAGGCCCAAGAAUGUCCUUAUUCCAAGCAUCAGAGAACCAGACCUCUUUCGGGGAUGAAGAUGACUACAACAGCUGGUACAUUAACGAGCCCCCGGUGGGCAAGGAGCUCCAGACAGAGGGGGAAGUGCCCUCCUGCCAGCCCAGUGUGCCACCUUCCCUGUGCCAUGCCUGUCUGGCUGUGUUGUCGAUGCUCGUCCUGCUGCUGCUGUCCUGGCUGCUGUUGCAUCGACGGCUCCAGCCCGGACAUGGGCGAGGAGGGCCUGCUCUGCCCAGCCCUGUGGAUUUCCUGGCUGGGCACAGACCUUGGGCCGUGCCUGCUGCUGUCUUCAUGGUCCUCUUCAGCGCCCUGUGCCUUCUACUGCCCAGCGAAGACCCACUGCCCUUCCUGCCCCUCACCUAUACACCUGGCCCAGGGCCCUGGAAGAUGCUGGCCCUGUUCUACUACCCCGUUCUGUACUACCCUUUGGCUGCCUGUGCCACAGCCAGGCACAGAGUUGCAUACCUGCUGGGGAGCGUGCUGUCCUGGGCCCAUUUGGGCGUCCAUGUCUGGCAGGGAGCUGAGUGUCCCCAGGCACCCAAGAUCUACAAAUACUACUCCCUCUUGGCUUCCCUGCCUCUCCUGCUGGGCCUCGGCUUCCUGAGCCUCUGGUACCCAGUGCAGCUGGUGCAGAGCUUCAGCCACAGAACAAGCGCAGGCUCUGAGGGGCUGUGGAGCAGUGACUCUGAGGAAUACCUGAGAAGCCUCCUGUGCCGGAAGCAGCCAGGAGGCCGCAGCUCCUGCCACUCUGCCAAGCAGAGCUUCCUGUCCCGGGCCUGGGACUGCUCCCGACGCUGCCUCUACACCCCACAGCCGGGAUUCCGCCUUCCCUUGAAGCUGGUGAUCUCAGCCACCCUGACAGGGACUGCCACUUACCAGGUGGCCCUGCUGCUGCUGGCAAGUGUGGUGCCCACUCUGCAGAAGGUGCGGGCAGACAUUACCACAGACGUAUCCUACUUGCUGACUGGCUUUGGGGUCGUGCUGUCCGAGGACAAACAGGAGGUGGUGGAGCUGGUGCGGCACCAUCUGUGGGCACUGGAAGUGUGCUAUGUCUCCGCCCUGACCCUGUCCUGCUUAUGCACCAUCCUGCUGUUGGUCCGCUCACUGGCCACACACAGGGCCAACCUUCAAGCUCUGUACCGAGGGGCCACGCUGGACCUAGGUCCCCCAGCACGGAGCAUUCACCCAUCCCGAAAAGCCAUAUUCUGCUGGAUGAGCUUCUGUGCCUACCAGGCUGCCUUCACCUGCUUUGGAUUCCUGAUACAACAAAUUGUCUUCUUCCUGGGGACCACGAUCCUCACCUUCCUGGUGUUCAUGCCUGUGCUUCACGGCAAAAACCUCCUGCUCCUGCGGUCCCUGGAGUCUUCCUGGCCCUUCUGGCUCAUCUUGGUCCUGGCUGGGGCUCUGCAGAAUGCAGCAGCCCGUUGGGUUUUCCUGGAUACUCAGCAUGGGCACCCUGAGGUGACCAACAGGCGAGUGCUCUACGCAGCCACCUUUCUUCUCUUCCCUAUCAAUGUGCUGGUGGGUGCGGUGGUGGCCACCUGGAGAGUGCUGCUGUCUGCCCUCUACAACAUGGUCCACCUCAGCCAGAUGGACUUCAGCCUGCUGCCCCCAAGAGCUGCCACUCUGGACCCUGCCUACGACACAUAUCAAAACUUCCUGAAGCUGGAGGUCAGCGAGUCACACCCCGCCGUGACAGCCUUCAGUGCCCUGCUCCUGGGAGCACGGAGGUCCCCAGCCCAGGCUCGAUCCCCAGCAGCUGCCCAGAGCAGCCUCAAGCCAGGGGAGGAGGAAGAAGGGAUGCAGUUGCUGCAGACAAAGGGUUCCAUGGCCAAGGCGGCAGGGCUCCGUGCUGGCCGGAGCUGUGCCCGCUGGGGCAUAGCCUACACCCUGCUGCAUAACCCGGCCCUGAAGGCUGCCCGGAAGGCAGCCCUGGCUGGAGCCCAGGCCAGCAACGCCCGGCGCUGAGGGCCACCUGACCCUGCACCCCCUGGCUCUCCCGCCCCACCCCAGGUGGGUAGCCCCUCCUUUUAGCAGCCAGGCCAGCGAUCCCAUCCUGGGGAUCAUGGGUCCUGGGACCAGCGAGGGAUGGGAGUGAUUGGGGUUGGAUGGCCCUAGGAGUACCAGCCCAGGUAUUGAGGAUGGGUGGGGCGCUCAGCUUUGGAACUGGCAGGAUGGGGGCUAUGUGCCUGUCUGUAUCCCCUGCCCAGCAGGGACCCCUGAGGCCACUUGACAGGGCUGGUGAUCGGGGUCAGAACAGCCCAGCCCCACCUUCCAGCCGAGCCUCAGCCAUGGCUUCCCCCUUCUGUUUCCCCUCCCUACCCAGCCCUCCCCUCUCCUUCCUGGGGCUGGUGGAUCCUCUCCUUGGGUCACCAAGGCAACCCAGGAGGAAGACCUGGGCUCCGGCCCCAACAGCAGAAUCACAACUUGAACCAGGCUCUGUGCUGAGCUGCCUGCUCUUGGGACCCAGGUGCUUGUAGUUGCUUUGCCUGGGGGAUGAGGAGAGAGCUGAGCGUGGUCCUGGUAAUAAAGCUGUCCCCAAGAA